AUGAACACUUCUUAUAAUUAUUAUGGUAGCCAAUACAACAAUUACUACGCAUCAGAACACAGAAUUCCCUCUGAUGUGAAAGCUCAUGCGUGUUUAAUGAUCUUAGCAUGGGGUUUCUGUAACCCAAAUGCAAUCAUCAUUUCGAGACACUUCAAGAAAGGUUGGCCAGGUCGGACAAUAAAUAACUUCGCUUACUGGUUCCAGUUUCACAUUAUUCUACAGUCAUUCACCCUUGCAUUCGUUUUAUUGGCACUAAUGAUUAUUGUUGUACAUGUUAUGGGCUACUCAAAUUUAAAUGAUCUUCCCUUCAGCGCUCACCCGGCUUGUGGAUUUGCGAUAGUUGUGCUUACUUUCUCAAAUCCUAUUGUUGCAUGGUUUCUCUGCACGACAAGUGGUCGUCAGAGAGCUAUUACAAAAUAUGUUCAUCAGGUGGCUGGAAUUUUGUCCCAGAUGCUUGCAGUCCCGACGGCCUUAAUCGGACUACAGAUGCCUGCUUUGGGAUAUGGUGUUUGUUCAUCAAAAAUAUAUUCGACACUUUUUGCUAUUACUGUUGUUCUUAACGUCAUCGUUGAAAUAACUCUUGAAGUUAUUGGAUACAAAAUCGGAAAAAAUGUCAAAAUUGUGCGGUCAAUUCUAAGCAUUCAAGCUGAUGAAGCUGACAAACUACUGGCUCGAAUUGAAGAAGAUCCGAAACAUGGAGCUACAUUUUUAGAACACUAUAGGAUAGAACUUAAUCAAAGGUCCAAAAGAGGUGUACCAAAAGAAAUUACCAAAAUCCAUACAUUAUGGGUAAUCAAAUACUUUCUUCUUGCUGUGCAUUUAGCGCUCAGUUUUAGCUUGGUAUUUGUCUUAGUUGUACUGUUAGCGGCAUAACGUUUCCCGUGUUUCUUCGGUGGAGUAAAAUAAAGGAAAAUUCAACAUUUUUACUUUGAUUUUUUAUGAAGUCAAUUUUUAACUAGUAAAACACACAAUCUAUGUCAUACUAAAUAAAAUGUAUACGAACAUUGAAAAGUUGUCUUUCUCUUUACCAGAUCUUUUAAUUCAGUUCAGAUUUCAUGUAAUAUUGAUGUGAUCAGUACAAAAUGUUAAUAAUGUAACAUUUUCCCUGUUGCUAACUUCACAACCUAAAAAAAUAACGAGUGCAGAGAAAUGUAGUAUGUCAUCGUUUUGUAGAGCCUCUUACAAAUGUUUUUUGAAAGUAAGUCAGUUAUUUAGUUAAAGGAAUUAAGGACCACUUUUAUAUGUUAAAACGUUUUAAGUAUUCUGAUGAGUUUAUGAAAGUAUCCUGAUACUUUUUGAUAAAUCAUAGGCUUAACCAUUAAAUAUUUUUAGUUAUUUAGUAUUGAGCUAUUUGAUGUAGUUCAUCAAUAUCCCAUCUAGAAAUUCUCAUUGUUUAUAAUGUAUGUAUAGUCUUAGGGAAGGUCUCGUCUAUACCUUGAAGAAAACUAAACCUCUCAUAAAAACUGAAUGUCAGUAAGUUUGCUAACAGUAGUUAUUAGUUGAUAAAUGAACUUCAACGAAAGUAUCUACAUUUUGUCAACACUAUCCUACCAAAAAGUCAUUAUUGUUGGAUUCAACACAAUUUUCAUACACUUCCAUAAAAUAGACUAAACUAGUAUAUCCUCACACCAUUUCUUUUGAACCAUCUUUGUUUAAUUUAGCUGAAAUUAAAGUUUACGUCUUCUCUUACCAAGCAACAAGAAUAACAGUAACAAAUAUGUGUAAACAACCAUUCAGAAUUUCUUGUUACGACAUGAUUCAAUCUGUAAAAAAUGGAAUAUUGAUGUGCAUAUUUAU
Molecule: messenger RNA, 1797 nt
Organism: Schistosoma haematobium
Lineage: Eukaryota; Metazoa; Platyhelminthes; Trematoda; Strigeidida; Schistosomatidae
Product: DOMON domain-containing protein frrs1L, variant 2
Exons: 7
Coding region: 1-873 (290 amino acids)
Molecular function (GO): transmembrane monodehydroascorbate reductase activity
Source: RefSeq, a predicted model, not a curated record